Messenger RNA from Yamadazyma tenuis ATCC 10573, 2532 nucleotides. NCBI's taxonomy places the organism in Eukaryota, Fungi, Ascomycota, Pichiomycetes, Serinales, Debaryomycetaceae. The record is from RefSeq and is a predicted model, not a curated record.
GAAGAAAAUGGUGAAGGAAUUUCCCCCUGAUCUCUUCAAGUUUGGAAAAUAUAAUGAGUUCAUGAAAGGAGAUGGUAUAGUGUAUUUGGGCGGUGAUGAUUACAAUCAAUUGGCAUUAUUGUCCAUUAAAAUGUUAAGAUCCACAGGCUCUCAGUUGCCAGUAGAGUUAAUUGUUCCUCAUGAAUCUGACUACGAUGUGGAUUUGUGCAAUAACAUUCUCCCGGCUCUUAACGGUAAAUGUAAGGUGAUGUCUCAUUAUUUACCCAAAGAGCUUAUUUCAAACAUACAAGGCUACCAGUACAAGAACGUUGCAUUACUCAUUUCGUCAUUUGAAAAUGUGUUAUACUUGGAUGCUGAUAAUCUUCCCAUCCAGAACCCUGACUCUUUGUUUGCAAACGAACCUUUUACGAACCACCAUCUUGUCAUCUGGCCUGACUUGUGGAGAAGAUCAACUUCACCUUCAUUCUAUACGAUUGCCGACAUACAAGUUAAUCCUAAAAUCAGAGAGAGAUCAAGCUACUUCAAUGGUGAUAAGAGAGGAGAGAAUGAUCCCAUUUCAUUUCAUGAUGCUAUGGGAGCUAUCCCAGAAGCACUGUCUGAAACGGGUCAACUUUUGAUCAACAAAAGGGUUCAUUUUUCAACAUUGGUUUUGUCCAUGUAUUACAAUUAUUAUGGACCUGACUAUUUCUAUCCUUUAUUAAGUCAGGGAGCAGCUGGUGAAGGUGAUAAGGAGACGUUUAUUGCGGCUGCACACAAACUAGAUUUACCAUAUUAUCAAGUCAAAGAGUUCAACAGGGAAUUUGGACCUCUUAAAAAUGGGAAGCAUGAAUUCUUUGGAAUGGGUCAGUAUGAUCCAUUAGUUGACUACAUCCAAGACACUAACAAGGAUAUAGCAUUGACUACAGAAUUCGUUCCAGAUUAUGCUCUUAAUUCUGAUGAUAAAGAACACCUGAACUAUGAUUAUCACUAUUUCAAAUCCUCUAGUUUGAUGUUUUUGCAUGCCAAUUGGCCAAAGUACAAACUUCAUGAAAUGUUCAACCACAACUCAUAUGGUAGAGGUCCUACAUUUGAUGGAAAGAGAAGACGCUUGUACGAGUGGAACAUUAUAGAUGAGACAUAUGGGUUUGAUGUCGAAUUGUCAAUUAUGAGUAGCCUUCAAUGGUUAUAUUGUGAGAUGAAUAUCAACUUGAAGAAGGUACCAGAAGUCGGCCUGGAAGAUAGAACAAAAAUCUGUCUAGAGAUAAACAGCCAUAUUUCAUUCAUGAUUUCUGUCCAAUAAUUGUAUUAUUAUUACUUGCACCAUUAUUGCUGAUGUUGGAUAUCUUCUAUUAGCAUUUCAUAUAUAAGUUUUUUUACAAAGUAUCCCUGAUAUUGUUUAUUAAGCCAGUAGUUCGUAUAUACAUAUCUAAGCCAAAUACUGAGCUCUCAACGUCGUCACCAUCGCCCUCUUCUCUGGUUCCAAAGCAGGAAUUUGCUCUGAGGGAAUGGUUAACACUUGAGCGAUCAAAUCAGCUUGUUCUGGUGGCAUGGCUCCAAGUUUCACUUGGGUAGAUGGUGGCAAAAAUGGCCACUUUGAAGGCAUAGGAACGCCUGGAUUCAUUCCGUUACUACCAAUGCCUCCGGUAGCAUUGGGAAUCUGGGGUGACACCCCGUAAGGUUGUUGAGGGUUAUUGUGAACCGGUUGUGGGUUCUGCAUUUGUGGAGUUGAGUCAAACUGUGGAGCAUUUAUAGCAUCAUUUAUGACGUUAGUAUCGAUGAAUCCCAUAAGUAAUAAUGCUUGAGCGGCCGACGACGCCAAGUAUGGUGAUAAUUGAAAUACAUCUGGAGCUCUAUUGGCAUUGGGUCCGCUCAAAACACCUUUUAAGUUUGCAAUCAACUCUAUCAAUUGAGCAGGAGGUAUGUUACUUAAGUUUUCGCUGAUUUUAUCGGGAGCCUUGAAAGGCAAAGUUGGAGGUUGUGGUAGAUUUCUUGAUGACAAGCCUGAAUUCUGUUGUUGAUCAUUUUGUAUGUUUUGCUGGCCUCGUUGAUUCAUCUGGUUCACUUGAUUUAUUUGGUUUACAGGGCUUCCGCCUCCACCCAUCUGCUGUUGUGGGUUAUAGUACAGUGGGGUUGGUCCAUUACCUAACAUUUCUUGUGGGAGCUCGACGUUGGACGGUAAAUAGUUUCUGUCCAACUGUAAAAGUCUCUUCGAAGUUUGGUUAUUAGCUCGAAGACCUUCUUUGGAUAACUCGACACGCAAUUUCUUGCUUUUAUUACCACCCUGGUGGAUCAAUACCUGACCAAGUAGGCGUAAUCCUUGACGGGCCUCUUCUGGCGUUAUGUAUUCAAUGAAACAAAAUCCUUUGUUCUUCCCAGAGUAAUCGAAUCCUAAUCGGACAUCUACAACACCCCCUGACCCACAUACAACGGAUCUUAAAUUAUUCUCAUCCCAGUCAAAUGGAACUCCUCCGAUAUAGAGGAUGGUGGAGUUGGCGGUUGAUGAUUGAUUAUUUCGCCGAGACAUGUGUGUUUCUUUUGAUGUGAGUCUUUUGC